Messenger RNA from Brassica rapa (field mustard), 1494 nucleotides. RefSeq names its product transmembrane protein 208 homolog. NCBI's taxonomy places the organism in Eukaryota, Viridiplantae, Streptophyta, Magnoliopsida, Brassicales, Brassicaceae. Gene Ontology annotation, cellular component: intracellular membrane-bounded organelle. Gene Ontology annotation, biological process: vacuolar protein processing. The record is from RefSeq and is a predicted model, not a curated record.
GUUGAAGGUAUUUAUAGGCGAUUCAGAGCUUAUUAAUAUGGUAGUGAAAAUCCUACAAACGAGAUAGUUGUGUCCACACCAAUUAUGACAGAGAAGUAUGUUUAAACAGAGGUGUAUGUUUCCUAAAAUUGGUAUGUUCUUUAGGUUGAGUGACCUCUUGAAACUCGAUUGAAGAUGCUAAUAAUCCAACUUACACUAAGGCCUUGGUUCGUAGGGCAGAAGCACACGAGAAGCUUGAACACUUUGAAGAAGCUGUCACGGGUAAGUUCAUUAGUAUUUGUUUUUGUUUUUUUUUACAGAUUAUGUAUUAUGAGCAUGCACUCUUUGCUGUUCAUUUCUGUUAAUCUGCACGUCAGAAAUAAAUUAAUUUGAUGAGCAAGAAAUUCAAUAAAGCUUUUAGGUUUAUCCUCUUAUCGGGAGACUUGGUUUCAGUUACAUUACCUACAGCCUACUGAUGGUUCUAUCUUUGACGAAAUCUAACUCCUUGUUUGACAUAAGUCUAUGGACAUUUUAAAUUUGAUUCAGACAGUAUAAUAAUAUCCGGUGUCUAAAAUUGAAACAAAGAUGGGCUCAAGUAGAACAUUGGGCCUAGGCCCAUGAAUUAUAUGUCUUUUACUGUUUUCUUUAUUGUAUUCAUCGGAGCAGCUAACGACUGUCAUCUUCUUCGAUCGAUUUUACCUUGCCGGUGAGCUCUGUUGUUCGCCGACCAGAGAUCGAAACAUCCGGGGAGCUAGAAGAAUCGAAGAUACUGUAAUGGCGAAUCAAGGAGCUAAGAAGCGGAAAGAUGAAAACGCUCGACACAUGGCCAAGCUCCGUCGGAUCAUCAUCGCUUGCAAUGUUGUGUACGUGAUAGUGAGGAUGGUGGUUUUCUAUUCAAGCUUUACCUGGAGACAUUGGAUAGGCCUUGUGGUUACGUCGUUAGGUUACGCCGUUCCUUACAAGUUUCUCGAUGGGAUGGCGAAGCCUAGUGUGAGUGAUGAUGGUGAGCUUAUUGAUGGUGGGUUUGACAUGAGCAGUGGUGGUAUUUGUGGAUAUUUGCACGAUGUACUCUACAUCACUUGCUUCGUGCAGCUAGCAUCUAUCAUCUCUGGAAAGUUUUGGUACGCGUAUCUAGUGAUUCCUGCAUUUGGAGCGUACAAAGCUUCUGGACUUAUUAGAGGAUUCAUGUCACAAGGAUCAGAGGGAGGUGUAGAAGAUGAGAAAACUCGCAAAAAGAGGGAGAAGAUGGAGAGAAAAGCUUCUAGAGGGCAAGCCGUCAGGACAAGAACACGGUAAACGUAUUAACAAUGUCUUUAGCAACAUAACUUGGGAAAAGCUUUCUUUAAACAUGUAAAACUGCAAAUCUAACGAGCAACAAUGCUCACUCUUUGGCUUUGCGAAAUCCUUUGCUGUACGGACGUGUAGCUGACUUUACACUGUUUUAGACUUUUAGUUAAAUGGAUGUUGUUAAGAUUGAGAUUUCUACUUAAGGGUUAGCAAAUUUUAUUUCAAACC